This is a messenger RNA of Agelaius phoeniceus (red-winged blackbird), 711 nucleotides long. It is a transcript of the gene NKX2-8, whose product is annotated as NK2 homeobox 8. Gene Ontology annotation, molecular function: DNA-binding transcription factor activity, RNA polymerase II-specific; RNA polymerase II cis-regulatory region sequence-specific DNA binding. The record is from RefSeq and is a predicted model, not a curated record. Lineage: Eukaryota; Metazoa; Chordata; Aves; Passeriformes; Icteridae. Gene Ontology annotation, biological process: regulation of transcription by RNA polymerase II; cell differentiation. Gene Ontology annotation, cellular component: nucleus.
AUGGCCACAUCUGGGAGGAUCAGUUUUACAGUGAGGAGCAUUUUGGAUUUACCAGAGCAGGAUGCUAAUAGCAUAAAGCAAGCCUCUGACCAUCGCCACUCAGCGGAGAACUACACCGGCUCGCCGUAUCGAGGGUGGAUAGAAACAGACAGAAAUCACUAUCCCUCUUCCGACGAGAGCGGCCCGGAGAUGAGCUUGCCCGACUCCACCCAAAGGUCGCUCCCCGCCCGCGGCUCGGAGGCCGAGGAGAAGAAGAAGAAGCGGCGAGUGCUCUUCUCCAAGGCGCAGACGCUGGAGCUGGAGCGGCGGUUCCGGCAGCAGCGAUACCUUUCGGCGCCGGAGCGGGAGCAGCUGGCCCGGCUGCUCAGCCUCACCCCCACACAGGUGAAGAUCUGGUUCCAGAACCACCGCUACAAGAUGAAGCGGGCGCGAAGCGAGGGCCCCGGCAGCCCGCAGCCGCGCCCGCCCGCCCUGCUGCGCCGGGUGGUGGUGCCGGUGCUGGUGCGGGACGGGGAGCCCUGCCGCGGCUGCCCCGCCAGCCCACCGGCUCCCGCGGCGCGCCCCAAGCUGGGCUGCGCCCUGGCGGGAUGCAGCGCCCAGGCCGCCCUCGCCCUGCAGGGCUACCGAGCCUGCCCGCCCGCCGCCGCCCUCGGCGUCUUCCCCGCGUACCAGCACUUAGCGCACCCGGCCGUGGUCUCCUGGGGAUGGUGA